This is a messenger RNA of Protopterus annectens (West African lungfish), 4645 nucleotides long. RefSeq names its product abhydrolase domain containing 5, lysophosphatidic acid acyltransferase (gene ABHD5). The transcript has 7 exons. The record is from RefSeq and is a predicted model, not a curated record. The coding region runs from base 29 to 1066 and encodes 345 amino acids. Gene Ontology annotation, cellular component: lipid droplet. Gene Ontology annotation, biological process: negative regulation of triglyceride storage; positive regulation of triglyceride catabolic process. Lineage: Eukaryota; Metazoa; Chordata; Ceratodontiformes; Protopteridae.
CGUAAUUAAACACGCCUACAAAAAAAAGAUGGCUGGGGAGGAUGAUGUAUUGACAGAUGCUCGAUCAGGAUGGCUAACCAGUUGGCUUCCAGCAUGGUGCCCUACAUCCUUCUCACUUCUCAGAGAAGCUGAAGAAAAAAUGCUAAAAUGUGUCACAAGUAACUAUACAAAACGAUAUAUUGGAAUAUCAAAUGGAAACAGAAUAUGGACUUUAACUUUCAAUAAAGACAUUAGCGGCAAAACUCCGCUAGUUCUAAUCCAUGGAUUUGGCGGUGGAAUUGGACUGUGGGCACUUAAUCUUGAUGCCCUUUGCCAAGAGAGGACAGUGUAUGCAUUUGACCUUCUGGGAUUUGGACUCAGUAGUAGGCCCAAGUUCAGUAAUGAUUCAGAAGAGGCAGAAAACCAAUUUGUAGAGUCAAUAGAGGAGUGGAGAACAAAAGCAAGACUGGAGAAAAUGAUAAUAAUUGGCCAUAACCUUGGUGGAUACUUAGCUGCUGCCUAUUCUCUGAAGUACCCAUCCUGGGUAAAACACCUUGUUUUAGUUGAACCUUGGGGUUUUCCAGAAAGACCUAACAUUGUUGAUCAAGAGAGGCCAAUUCCCAUCUGGAUUAAAGCACUAGGAGCAUUGCUGAGCCCAUUUAAUCCAUUAGCAGGUCUCAGACUGGCUGGGCCAUUUGGAUUAAGUCUUGUUCAGCGUUUAAGGCCUGACUUUAAACAAAAGUAUGCGUCACUGUUUGAUGAUGAAACUGUGGCAGAAUAUAUUUACCACUGUAAUGUCCAGUCACCUAGUGGUGAAACUGCCUUCAGAAGCAUGACCAUACCUUAUGGAUGGGCAAAGAGGCCAAUGCUGCAACGCAUUGAGCAUUUAGAUCCUAACAUUCCAAUCACGGUGAUAUAUGGGGCCCGAUCUUGUAUAGAUGGAAAUUCUGGAAAUGCAAUCAAAAUGCUGAGGCCGGGUUCAUAUGUGGAGACUAUUGCUAUCCGUGGUGCAGGUCAUUACGUAUAUGCAGAUCAGCCAGAAGACUUUAACCAGAAGAUAAUCGAGAUAUGCAGUUCUGUGGACUGACUGGGACUAUGGCUGUGUCUGAAGGCUAUUUCAGUGCCAGCUGGCAAGAUUGAAACAGGACCUCGUUUAGCAACAGGCAGUCUCUUAGAGGAUGACUCCUACAGAAUUGCAACACAGGAAAGAAAAUAAUGCCAACCGAGAGACAGUUUGCUCUUUGCCUGUGUGCUACUUUUCUUGGAAAUUGAUAGUUUUCCAAAUCAGUGCCUUUUUUAAAGUACUGUAUUUCAUGUGAGCAGCUGCAAGCUUUCUUCUUUUCUGUAUAUUUAUGUGAAUACAUUUAGACAGAAGAAUAUGCUUUUAUGACUCUAUACUUACAAGACAGAUGUAUUUUUAGGAAAAGUCAUAUUUUCUAAGUUACCCGUCACUCUGAACAUUGUAAUGUAUGGUGCUAUGGUUGCACUUUAUACUAUAUUCUUAUUCUGCUAAAAUUGCUGCACACCUGAUACAGUUUGCCACUAUAGGGUUUUUAUGCCCCUGCCUUUGUUUAUUUAUCCUGUUGAGCCAACCAGCCUUCAUCUUUAGGCUUGAUUGCCACCGCAGCAAGGUCUUUUUCAAAGCAAACUUCACCUCCUCGGGUUGUUCCUUAUUGUUGAAAAUUGAUAUAGCAAUCAAACCCUGCCUGAAAGAUGAUUUCAGAUGGUCACUCACAUAGGCACUCAUACAUAAACCAUGGGGUUACCUCUGUUCUUUCCGUUAGUUGCCUCUUGAAAGUUAAUAUUGGCUCUUGGAAGUUGUAUAAGAUAGCAUGAUAUGUGCACACACCCUUCUUUAUAAUGUUUAAUAGAGGUUAUGUUAUCUCCUAGGUACAGAUCACUUAGUAUCCUCCAUCACUUGACAUUUGUCAAUGACAGGAAAGCACCCAGAUCUCUGUUAAAACCCUCCGUCUAUGAAAUGAGAAUAGUUUGAUGAAACCUGGAUGCCUCGCCCAUUAUCCUCCCUAGAUUUGCAAGUCGUCUGCUAGGACACUGUGUUUUGUAAAUUGUAGUCAGGUGCUUCAAACUUUUGUAUGUAAAACUGCACUGCUUAAAGUGUAGCAAAUCUUAGCAGUUGUAUAAUUUGGCUGAAAUUACUGAUCAUUUCAUGUGUUGUUACUGUGUAUAGUGUUUAUAUUUUAUUAAUUUAUUUAUUUAUUAAGUGGGUAAAGGAACUGGUCUUUCUCAGAUUCAACUGAGUAUGAUAAGCUUAUUUCAAUUGCUAGUCCACCACGGUAAUAGCAUAGGUAUUCUGUGGGGUUUUUUUUUUUUGUUGUUUUUCCCCAUCAUGAUAGCAUCUAAUACAUUUCAUCUCUACAGCAGCAAGAUUCAUUUUAGAAUUAAGUUUGUCUGUGCAUUAUAAAAAUAGGUAAUGUUUAUCAUCUUGCAACACUGAGAAGUCUUAAUUGCCUGGUUGAUAUCAAAUUGCCUGAUGUCAUUCCAUGGUUAAUCACACAGUUCAAAAAAAAAUCAGCGAAUCACUGUACAAAGGUUGCUCACAUUUUUUUCCUACUGAGAGCAGCCGGGUGAUUGGCUUACCCCUGUAUUCUGAUCUGAUGCAUGCAAGUCUAUACAGGUGCAGAGUUCAGGGGAUAUGAUUUUUUUAAAUUUAUUUGUUAACUGGGUAAUCUCACUGGACACAACUGUUCCUUUAUAGGGCAGCCUGGGAAGAGUGUCUGUUUAAGUGACUUGCUCACAGUAGGUUAUAGUAUUGUAGCUUUACUGCCCCAUUGUUGUGUUUGUGUACUCCUGUGAUGUUUGUUUAUCAUGAUGGGAAGGUUAUGCUGCUUUCUUUCCUGAGCUUAAUUUUACUUAGCCCUGUUCCAUUUUGUUGUGAGACCAUCUGCUGAACUUGGUGGUCUUUAUACAUUUGCUGUUUGAUUCUAGAGAACAUGUCCCAGUUUUUGUGAUAAUGUGAUCACCAGUUAUCUUUCUUUUGUCAACUGAAUUUUAAUGAUUUCUGUCCUUCAGUCUGAAACAUUUAUUCCAUUGUGUUUUAUUUAGUACUUACAGAUAUCUAAAGGUCUCAGUUAUGUUGAUUCUGUUCUUCCUCUCCUUAAAGGAGGUCAUCUCAAGUUUCCUAAGCUUCCCUUUUCUCUCUCACAUUGUUGCCUUUCUUGGAAUACACAAUUUUAAAAAAUCAUAUGCUGCUUUGCACAUACUUAAUAAAUCUUUAUGCAAAAGUCUUUAUUUUGAAGUGAGUGGAAAUGUGUAAAUUAAUAUAUUACUACUUGUCAUUUGGAAGUGAUUUUUUAGCAAAACUUUAAUUGCCGCCUUCCCACAGGACCACGUCCUUUUGUGAUUGACAGAUGUUCUCUACACAGCAAAAAAAAAAAAAAAAAUUAAAGGCUCAUAAAUUCUACGUGUAAUGUCUUUCAUUUCUUUACAUUAACUGCCAGUUUUUAAGAUCUGACCCAGUGCUGAAGCCAUUGUAGAAUGUACCGCAUUGCCCCAUCUUCACCAUUAUCAUAUGAUUUUAUCUUCCUUCAGUGCAUUUAGAAGUCUUUUUCUCCUACUGAAAUUAUAGUUUUGAUGGUAACAUGAUUUUUUCAUAGAUUUAAGGUAUACAUAAUUAUGUUAGCCAUGAAAAUCAACCUUGUAUACCUUGUAUCACCUAUGAAAAAGUUGUUUUGGGUUGGGAAUUGAUAUAAUGGUUAAGGUGUUUGCUUCACAGUUACAAGGUUUGAUUCUCACAUUUGAAAGGGAAAUUAACUAGCAUUAAAAUGGCCCACAAGGACUGCUAGCCUAAUACUUACCUAUGAACAAAUACAAGGCUUGAGUUUGUAACUCUAAUGCCAGCACAUUAAGUUUUAAAAAUUACACUGGAACUAUAAGCCUAAACAAGACAUGAGGAGAGGAUACACUAUCGUGUUACAGACACCCCAGUGUGCCACUUUACCAUAAAGAUAGUCUCGCCUAUCAGAUGGUGUUUCUGCCUUCAGGAAAAUGGCAGAUGUCUGUAACAAAGGAGCUAUUUGUUGGCACAGACUUUUAUUAAUAAAUAAAAUAUAAUUUAAAAACUUUGCAAGGAGGUUUAUGUAUACGUGCACGUACAAAUAUGUCUGCAUGUGUGUGUAUAUGUUAAGAAAAGAGUUGCCACAUUUUAACAAGGCCAAAGUGGGACAUGGGAGUGUGGCCAGUAAGACACAGGGUGUGACCAAUAUGACACUGGCCACACCUCCACCACAACAUUACCAGAGGUGUUAGAGCUGCAGUAUUACAGUUAUGGGUACAACAUUGUGACAUUACAGCAUACUGAAAACUCAAACCACUGCAUUAACUUCUGAGCAUGCAUCCACAAAAAAAAAAAAAAGGAAAAAGUCCGUAAAGAUUUAUUAAGAAUACUUCUUGCAAGAGCAGCUAAAAUAAACUACAAUGUACCGCAGACUCCAUGGACACCUUUUACCCCAAAACAUAGCAAUUAAUAGUAAUUUACCCAGCACAGUGAUGCAAUAAACAGGCCAGAGCAAAAUCAGCAUCCCCAUAUUCACACAUUACAAGCAAAGCAGGGCAUUUUAACCAUAUUAAAGGCAGCAUAAAAAUAAAAUGCACACAUUUACAACUAUAAAUGAAAACAAUCUUGAAACAGCUUCAGCAUGUUGGCAAC